Molecule: messenger RNA, 543 nt
Organism: Kluyveromyces marxianus DMKU3-1042
Lineage: Eukaryota; Fungi; Ascomycota; Saccharomycetes; Saccharomycetales; Saccharomycetaceae
Gene: PET20
Product: Pet20p
Exons: 1
Coding region: 1-543 (180 amino acids)
Cellular component (GO): mitochondrion
Source: RefSeq, a predicted model, not a curated record
AUGAAUGAAUGUAACAAUGCUGAAGCUUCAGAUUCUAAAUCAGCGAUGAAAGAUAUUAAUGAUACCAAUGAGAUAAAUACUACAAAAGCAGUAACAAAAAAACUUCCAAGAGAUUAUUCAUGGCUUCCAAGAGUUCCUACAACUGAUCAUGUAUUGAGAGAGCAGUUUAACUCGGAUAUGCUAUAUUCAGGAUAUAGACCUAUAGUUAUAGGGGAUAAAAAUGCCAAAGAAGAUAAAUUAAUGCAAUUUGCUAUGAAACUUGAGAAACUCAGCGAGCCAGUACCCUGGGUUUCUAGUGCUACUGGACAAGAAUUCUUCAGUGAGUGGGAUAAUGUUCCAUCCGAUGUCAUAAAAGAUUUGAAACCAUUUCAUCCCCCAAGUGUUGAAGAGACAAAUCACCUUAAGGAUAAGGAAGCGAAGGAAAAAUUACAAAGGCAAAUUCUUUUGAAUGAACAGGAUAAACUGAUAAACCGCAAGAGAGGUAGAAAAAAGCCUAUAAUUAGACUUCUAGAUUUAAAGCGCAAGUUUGAUAAAAAUGACUGA